GCGGCUCGAGCGCCUGGAGGCGCCGCCGCGGUGGCGACGCCCGCGCCCGCCGUGGCCGCUGCUCUUGGGGGCCCCCGCCUCGUGGCAGCGGGGGGGGGCGCGGGCCCUCGCGGAGCCGCUCGUGGGCCACGACAUCGGCGAGGAGUUCGCGCUACCUGCAGGGGCGGCGGUGCCGGGGACCCGAGCCCUCGCGGCGAUCGACGGGGGCGUCGCCACGCUCGAACAGCUGGCCGAGGGGGUCGACAUCGCUCGCUGGGCCCUGGCGCGCAGCAACUUCCUCUGCGACGACCCGAGGAUCCUGGCGCGGGCCCCGACGGGGCGGCCCCUGGUCGACGCCGUGCGUUCGAUGACGACCUGCGCACGGCAGGUGGAGGGCCUGCCCGCCUCUCCGUUGCUGGGGCCCGCCAUCGGGGCCGAGUGGGUCGACUCGGUUGUCAGAGAUGGCGCGGUCCAUCUGACCGAUCGGGCCAGCAAUUGGCUGCGCGAGAGUGGGGUCAAGACUCACAGCUCGACCGCCCACGAGCACGCGAUCCUCCACAGGGCCGUGCAGCUCCUGGCGACGGUGGACGGGCUCAACGUGAAGAACCUCAUCGGCGUCGAGCUCCUCCUGAGGCGGAUCACCUUGCAUGAGGAGGCCGUGGCGGAGAAUCCCGAGGCGCCGAGCUACGAGGGGUCGGACCGCUACCCGGGGAAGGCUCGGCUCCACCUCAAGCGCUGGAACGCCGUCCAGUCGGCGGCGCAAGAGGCGGUCCACGGUCUGAACCUGCUCUUCGGGUGCGACCCGCAGGAGCUGUCGGGCCCGACGCAGCGCGAUGGGACUGAGGCCUUGGGCGGUCGCAGUCCUUUGCAUGGCGCAGUUCGCCAGCAUCUGUUCUCCACCAUCGCUUCGGGGAUGCCCGAUCAUGCACAGAUGGACCGCGCCUCUUUUCGUGAGUUGGCUGGUGUGAAUGCGGAUUACGAGAUGCUUGCAUGUGCGGUCGAGCCUUGCGACCCGACGAAGGUGUCCUUGCCAGAUGGGCAGGUGUCGCCUGUCGUUUUGACUGAGUUUGUCUCUCCCGAGCUCGGCCGCAGCCUCGACCUUGAGAACAUCCUGGCCGACGCGGAUGUAGCCGAGUACCGUCUUCGCCACGAGCCCGUCGUGCCCUAUGCGGAUGUCAGGAUCAGGAAUGAUGAAGAGGUCUUCCCGUGCUUGCUCGUGUUGCCGAUGGGUUGGACCUGGUCUUUCUACAUUGUGCAAGCUCUGCGUGCCGAGUUGCUUCGUGAGGCUGGUUUCGGCCAGGACUUGAUCAUGUCGAAUGCGUGGCCUGCCCCCCCGCUGUCCGACGACCCAGUUGCCCUCCCCAAUUGCGACAACCUCACCGUCUUCGGGAUGUCCAGGGACCGCGUCGAUCGGCGACUUCGUGAGCUCAUCGGGGUGUUCGAGGGGAAGGGCUUCGUGCGUCACGAGAUCCCCCGGGCCUCAACGUCUUCGGACAUCCUGGGCACCGCCUUCGAUGGGUUACGACGGACGGUUCUGGAGCGCCUCCUGGGCCACUACGUCGCCGAGGGCCUCAACCUGCGGCCCGCGCUGCCGGUUUUACGGGCCUCCUACGUCUUCAUUCGGGACUGCUUCUGGACCCCGAGGCCCCUGCGGGACUCCGUCUGCCGUGAGCUCCUGGCUGCCUUCGACAGAGAGGAGGUGGGGGGUAUCGGGAGGUGGAACGAGCGCGGGAGGUACGAGCGUCUGCCCCCGUCGGAGCGGGCGCCUCGUCGUCGCGCACUGGCGGCCGAGCUCGACCCCCUCGUCGACCCUGCGACGUCCGACGCUGGCCCCUGGGACCUCGACGAGCUCGGCGGGGCCCCCUCGGAGUUCGCCCGGCGGCCCCGCACUGGCUUCCCCGAGUUUCCGAAGGCCGUGAUCAUGGGGCGUUCCUGGAAGUGCUGGAGGGCUGGGAGGUACAGGUUUGAGGAGCCGAUCGUGAACACGGAAGGUGGGGCUGUCAUCAAGGGUAUGAGCCUAAAACUUCGGGACCCCAGCCAACACCACAAGAGGCGCCUCGUCCUUGUCGACAACUUCGGUGUAGCCCUUUGUUUCUCAAGAGGGCGCGCGGCGUCCUUCGGGCUUCUGCAGUUGGUCCGCCGUUUGGCUGCCCUCUCGAUUGCGACGGGUGCAUGGGUGGCGCUCCGCUGGAUCCCGAGCGAGUGCAGCCCCGCCGACGAGCCGCCCCGCCUCUUCGAGAAGCGCAGGGAGGCGCGGGCUUCGCUGCAUGAAGCGCCUGCGGCGGGAGCAAAGCUUGGCGGCCCGUCAAGCAGCCGCCGCGCCAUCGACUUCCUUCGGAGCCGCUGGAACCCGCCAGAGGGAAAGCGAGCGGGCCGCCCCGCCCGCGCCCCCGUCCGACGGCAGGGCGCCACCAGGCGGAGGCCCGCCGCGGCCCGAUCUCCUGCCGCGCGGCCGCCGCCCCCGAGUCUUGGGCGGCGGGCGCAGGACGGGGGGCUAAGUGCCUGCGAGCUCGCGAGGGUCGGCACCAUGGGCUCGGCCGCCAACCAGUACUUCGAGAACCUGUUCCUCGAGCGGCAGCGGCGCCGAGGCAGAACCACCGACAACCGCGACGAGAUCGAGGUGAACCUGCUGGACUACCUCGACGAGCUUCUGGCCGACAACGUGAAGCUCACCCACGCCGAGAAGACCGCGUGCGGCCUGCUGUACAGCACCCCCCCUGGAAAAGUACGGGGCUGCCCUCGGCUCCAACGGGCGCUCAAGGGAUACCGAAAACGACUCCCACCUACCAGCAGGGUGCCGUUGCCGAUCGAAGUGAAGUUGGGCAUCUGCGCCCUGCUGCUCUACGACGGUGAGCGGCCCACGGCCCUCUACGUCGAGGCCGUGUUCUCGGGAUCCUUCCGUCCUGGGGAGCUCCUCCGCGCGAAGGUGGGCGAUCUGGUGAAGCCAGGGGCAUCAGAGGAGGCUGCGCUGAAGUGUUGGUCUUUGAUCACCUUCGACGACGCCGUCAUCUUCGACCACCCCGAGUGGCUGGGCGAAGCGCUGGGUUCCUGGGCUGCACGCGCAGCGGACGACCGUGAGCUUUUCCCGCUGGAGGCCGUUAGGGUCGCCCGCCUUUUCAAGGCUGCCGCCGCCAGACUGGGCGUCGAGGCGCCCUUGUAUCAACUGCGCCACGGCGGUGCCUCGGAUGAUCUCCUGAAGAGGCGCCGCACUGUGAGUGAGAUUCAGUCGCGC
Molecule: messenger RNA, 3211 nt
Organism: Prorocentrum cordatum
Lineage: Eukaryota; Dinophyceae; Prorocentrales; Prorocentraceae
Source: the annotation of a GenBank genome assembly